Molecule: messenger RNA, 2662 nt
Organism: Pollicipes pollicipes
Lineage: Eukaryota; Metazoa; Arthropoda; Thecostraca; Pollicipedomorpha; Pollicipedidae
Product: aldehyde dehydrogenase family 3 member B1
Exons: 10
Coding region: 197-1723 (508 amino acids)
Biological process (GO): aldehyde metabolic process
Cellular component (GO): cytoplasm
Molecular function (GO): aldehyde dehydrogenase (NAD+) activity
Source: RefSeq, a predicted model, not a curated record
CGGCGCGGAUGGUCCUUGUCGCGUGGUGCGGGUCCGAGCCCGGCGCGAGCGGUCGGCGGCAGUCAGCGGCGACAGUCAGCGGCGGCGAGAGCCAGCUGCGAACGACCCGAACGAGGCGCGCGAGACGAGCCGGCGUGAGCGUAGGUCAGACGCACUGUCCUUGGUUUGACGACAAAGCGCGCGACACGGACGGGGAAUGGCCGCCGACAUACCUGAGAUUGUACGAUUGGCUCGAAGGGAAUUCAUCUCCGGAAAAACAAGGGAUGUGUCAUUCAGAAGGAAAACCCUUCUCGGAUUGCUUCGUUUCUACGAGGAAAACAGUGAACAGCUUGCCGAGGUGGUCUACAAAGACAUCAAAAAGCCGCUGGAGGAGACAGUCAUUUCGGAAAUUACGAUUCUCCUGAAAGACUGCAAGACCAUGUUGGCAAAUCUAGAUGAUUGGUCAAGAGCAAAGACGGUGCGCCGCAGCCUGGCCUCGCUGCUCGACUGGCCCUACCUGCAGCCGCAGCCGCGCGGCCUGGUGCUCGUCAUGUCGGCAUGGAACUACCCGCUCCAGCUGGCGCUGGUACCCGUGGCCGGGGCCAUCGCCGCUGGCAACUGCGUGCUCAUCAAGCCGUCCGAGCUGGCACCGGCCACAGCUUCUUUCCUAGCCGAGACGCUGCCGCACUACCUGGACCGCCGCUGCUUCCCGGUGGUGUGCGGCGGCAUCCCCGAGAGCCAGCGGCUGCUGCAGGAGCGCUUCGACUACAUCUUCUUCACGGGCAGCGCGGCCGUGGGCAAGAUCGUACGUGAGGCGGCCAAUCGGCACCUGACGCCCGUCACACUCGAGCUGGGCGGCAAGAGCCCGGUGUACCUGGACGAUUCCGUGGACAUGGAGUACGCGGCACGGCGUAUCCUCUGGGGCAAGGUGGUCAACCUGGGCCAGACGUGCAUCGCGCCUGACUACCUGCUCUGCAGCAAGGCGACAGAGGCGGCGUUCGUGGCGCAGGCGCGCCACGUCCUGCACCAGUGGUUCGGAGCGCGGCCGGAAGAGGCCGCCUCGCUGGGCCGCAUUGUCAACAGCGGACACUUCGCGCGGGUGAAGAAGCUGAUGGAGAGCAGCGGCACCGUGGCGCUGGGCGGCCGCUGCUUCGCCGGCGACAACUUCAUCGAGCCGACGGUGCUGACGGACGUACGGGCCGACGAGCCGGUCAUGCAGGAGGAGAUCUUCGGCCCGCUGCUACCCAUCGUCACUGUCGACUCGGUGGACGAGGCCAUCGACUUCAUCAACAGCCGCACGCCCGAGGCCCUAUCACUGUACGUCUUCUCCACGAGACGACGCGUGAAGGAACGCCUGAUCCAGGAGACGGCCUCCGGCACCGUCAUGUGCAACGACACCAUGUACCACGCCAUCGUUGAACAGUUGCCGUUUGGAGGCGUGGGCGUCAGCGGUAUGGGUGCCUACCACGGCAAGCACUCGUUUGACACGUUCACACACUACAAGCCGGUGCUGGAGCGCAAUUUUAACCCGCUGGUGGAGGCGUUCUGCUCAGUGCGAUACCCGCCUUACCUGCCGAUCAAAGUUGCCUUGGCCAAGCUACUCCUGAAGAAUCCGGCGGUGCCAAACCUGACGCCGCUUCGGUACAUGCUCACCUUUCUCCUGGGGGCAGCAUUCGUCAUGGUGAUGCGAGCUCUCGCUCAGAGGCUCGGGUAUGAGGACCAGAUGCCGGACUUCAUGCGCUGACCGCGGCCGUCGCAGGCUACAACGGCUCGCCACCCGCGCCUUUCACCGACUUCUGGUGGCUUCUGCAGAUGAGCUGUCGACACACGGCAGUGCCGCCAGCCCCCUGUCAACCGUGUCUCUCUACGCCGGCUGAAAUAUGGCUACGGAGAUGGGCGUGAACGGGAGAUGCGGCAUUGCUAAAGUGAUCAGGCUGGUGCCGGCAAACAUGUCCAUCAAGUGGUGCAGCUGAUGACAUGCGAUUUGACGCGCACUGCCAACUAUGAUUCCUGUGUUCAUUAAACGAUACCGGCCAGUCGAGUGUUUUGUUCAUGUCCUCAGAGCCUUGCCCGUGUUCUGAUGCGCUGACUUCUCACCUGUCGCACGUAGCGCACUUUUUUAUAAAAGGAACACAACGUUCGUCAUCACGCCCCUUCUAUGGAACGCCAGCGAACGCAUUGCCCAUAUUCGGCCAUAGGCUCCACUCACACAUGCUUUAACACACUUUUACAGUCACGCAUACAUAACGUUUGGCUCAAUAACAGAACAGCAGUCCUUCGCCACUUGUCAUGCUUAUGCCAAGCUUUUUAAAUGACGGGUGAGCGAGAAUUCAUGGACCCGUGCUGGUAGACUUGUUCUCGCAGCUUUGGUGUUCGUGAAAUGCCUGUUAGAUUCACGUGUGAAUCCUUGGGCUUCAUAACGCGCAUGCUAAAUUUGCGUGUGAAAGCAUGGUGUUCAUGAUGUUUAUGCUAGAUUUGUGUGUGGAACCAUGGUGCUCGUAAUGUGUUUGACAAACACGGGUGGAAAAUUGUGAGAAAGCGGGUGAGGAAAAUGCUAUAAGUGUGUGAAUGUCGGUAAAUGUUGAUGUUGCCUCAACGAGACAAGCUGUGCUUCGCUCUCCAUCCAUUAUGCUACAUGCUGUUUUGAUUUCCGACCCAGUUCAAUACAUUGUUUUUGCUCGAA